This is a messenger RNA of Spinacia oleracea (spinach), 1537 nucleotides long. RefSeq names its product protein terminal ear1-like. The transcript is spliced from 4 exons. The coding region runs from base 8 to 1048 and encodes 346 amino acids. Gene Ontology annotation, molecular function: nucleic acid binding. NCBI's taxonomy places the organism in Eukaryota, Viridiplantae, Streptophyta, Magnoliopsida, Caryophyllales, Amaranthaceae. The record is from RefSeq and is a predicted model, not a curated record.
UAAAAAAAUGGGUUAUUGUCACUCUCAAGGAAAAAGAAGCUUAAACCCUGAUGCCCCAGAAUUCCACCCCAAUUUCAACUGUUUUUCUACUAAUCACACUAAUACUAGUGUUACUAAUUUAAUUCGCCCUCCUAAUCAUAUUCAUGUUCAUCCCCCUAAUUACUAUCAUUCACAUCUUCCUCUUCCUCUUCCUCACAAUCAUUUUCUCUCUCCUCCAAUUCACCAAAACUACCCUUAUAACGGUGUAGUCUUCCCUCACCUUAACCAUCCUGGCCCAAGCCCCAUGCAACCACAGCCGCAACCGCAACCGCAACCGCCGCAAAGGCAGCUAGCUGAAGCUCCUCUAGUGUGGCGGCCUAAAAGCCGAGCUGCUUCUAGACUAAAAGGCGGUGGUGUGGCUGUGAGAGGAAGAAGUACUAGUAGAAGAAGGGUUGAGUUUAGCAAUAAAGAGAGAAAACAAGGGUUUGAGUAUAAUAAUAAUAAUAAUAAUAAUAAUGAUUUUAGUAAAUUAGGGAGAAUAAGUGGAGAGAAAAUGAGAGAGAAAGCGGUGAUUAUUCCGGUGAAGCCUAAUGGAACGGAGACUACUGCCAUGAUCAGGAACAUUCCUAAUCAAUAUACGCGUGAGAUGUUGAUUAAGUUUUUGGAUGAGUUCUGCCGUUUGGAGAAUCAAAAAUUGGAGCCGAAUGAUAAGCGUCAACCAUUUGCUGCAUACAAUUUCAUCUACUUGCCUAUAGACUUCGUGAGACGUGCUAACAAAGGGUAUGCCUUUGUCAAUUUCACCAAUCCGGUCGCGGUGUGGAAGCUUCACCUUGCUUAUAGUAAUCAGACCUGGGAUCAUUUCAAGUCUACUAAGAUUUGUAGGAUCAAUUGUGCUACCAUCCAGGGAAAGGAAAGUCUCUUAAAUCAUUUUGGUAAGAGCAUCUUCGUGUGCAACCACGAGGACUACUUACCAGUUUGUUUUAGCCCUCCGAGAGACGGUUCUGGUGCGUCAGUGGAGGAAACUACGAUUGGCAAACAUAUCUCCUCAUCCUCGAGAUUGAUCGGUUGAUGCAGUUGUAGGACAUUAAUUAAGCCUCUAGUCAUUUUCAAUUAUUGAUCGUUUAUGAUCAUGGUAUUUAGGGGUCUAUAUAUGUGUACUACUAUAUAUUUUGGUAUCAUCGGAGGGUUGAAUUCGGCGCCUGAUCUAAGUCUAAUUUUCUGGAGAAGGGAAUGUUACGUUGGAUAUAACACCGAAAAUAGACUCCAUUUCGUGAAGGUUUAUUUUCAGUCUUAUGCCCAGCUAUAGGCAUAGAUAGGUGGUUGGUUCCACCCUUGAUCAAGGAAGUUUAUGUUAGUUAGUUGUACUAAUUUCUCUAGUGUAAUUUGUAAUUCCAGUAAAUCCUUCAUUUGACUUUAAAUGCUGUCGUUUGUAAUGUUGCUUUAUGGUUUACGGAGUAUUAUUUUUUGUAGGCUUGAUCAAAAGGCGGAUUGGUCCGGGUCACGACCAAAAAUCAGCGUAUUAUGUCAGAUAGCUAGGGCCGGGUCAAAGUUUGUCCAA